AUGUCAUUGACAAACAAUACCAAUACCCAUCCCAGCACCUUUCUCCUUGGCAUUCCAGGGAUGGAGGCCAUCCACACUUGGAUAUCAGUGCCCUUCUGUCUUGUUUACCUAAGUGCUCUCCUGGGAAAUAUCUCUAUUCUACUUAUUAUCAGAACAGAUUCCAGCCUGCACGAGCCCACGUACUUCUUCCUCUGUAUGCUCUCCGUGGCUGAACUGAUCAUCUCCACUACUGCUAUGCCCAAAAUCCUCAGCAUUUUUUGGUUCAAUGACAGGGAGAUCUAUUUUGAAGCCUGCCUUAUACAAGUAUUUCUCAUCCAUUCACUAUGCAGCAUGGCCUCGGGGUUUAUCUUGGCCAUGGCCUUUGACAGGUAUGUGGCAAUCUGCAAUCCUCUGAGACAUUCCAUUAUCCUGACACACAGAGUCAUCAAGAACAUGGGGCUGGCUAUUGUUUUCCGGGGAACUUUGCUUUUCAGUCCUCAGCCCUUCAUGCUUCAGUGGCUUCCCUACUGCAGAACUAAUAUCAUCUCCCACACUUACUGUGAAUUCAUGGCUUUGAUCAAGCUUGCUUGUGCAGAGACCAGGAUACGAAGACUAUACAGCCUAACUGCUGCCUUCCUUACUGGAGAUUUAGAUUUCAUAUUAAUCCUCUGCUCCUACAUUGUCAUCCUUUACACUGUCUUCCGUCUUCCAUCCAAGGCUGAUCGGCUCAAGACCUUGGGCACUUGUGGAUCCCACGUGUGUGUGAUCUUAGUGGCCUACACUCCAGCCUUUUUCUCCUUUCUUAAUCACAGGUUUGGGCAUGGUGUAGCUCCUCAUGUUCACAUCUUUGUGGCCAACAUCUAUCUCCUCGUCCCAUCCAUGGUGAACCCAAUGAUCUACGGCAUAAGAACCAAGAGGAUAAGAGAACGAUUCCGCCAAGUUUUGACUUCUCACAAAUUCUAA
This is a messenger RNA of Camelus dromedarius (Arabian camel), 942 nucleotides long. Its product is annotated as olfactory receptor 52P1-like. The record is from RefSeq and is a predicted model, not a curated record. NCBI's taxonomy places the organism in Eukaryota, Metazoa, Chordata, Mammalia, Artiodactyla, Camelidae. Gene Ontology annotation, molecular function: G protein-coupled receptor activity; olfactory receptor activity. Gene Ontology annotation, biological process: G protein-coupled receptor signaling pathway. Gene Ontology annotation, cellular component: plasma membrane.